Galendromus occidentalis (western predatory mite) is the source of this 492-nucleotide messenger RNA. RefSeq lists its product as uncharacterized. The record is from RefSeq and is a predicted model, not a curated record. Bases 88 to 429 code for a protein of 113 amino acids. Lineage: Eukaryota; Metazoa; Arthropoda; Arachnida; Mesostigmata; Phytoseiidae. The transcript is spliced from 3 exons.
GAAUCCGCUUCUCCCGGGGUUGGCGGUUACGUGGGCCCGGCAGUGACCCUGGAACGUUCCGCUGUGAGGCUGUUGCAUCGUGUCCGAAUGACGGAUCUCAGAUGGCUGGUGGUCGUGGGCCUUCAGGCCGUUCUGCUAUUCGCACAGUUCACGAACGACGAGAUCCAGAGCCAAUAUACGAGCUGCGGCAAAGAGAUUAAUAUGAGCGAUAGCGAUAUAACGAGGCUCCUCGAAGCCACCAAGAAGCACAGAAUAACCAUUGGUGAACAAGAGGCGUUCCGGCUCGCGAAACCCCACGAACGUCAGGAAAUUUUGGACGAAAAAAACAGAGCGGCCGAAGUGGAUAAAAGAGCGGCUCUUGGUCAGAGAUUCUAUGCCUUCGAGAAAUGUAUGAUGACGCUGAGCGAAAGCGUCGUGGGUAAGGAUUGAGUCAGUGAUCCGUCGUCCAUCCAUCGUCGAAUCGAUAAAUAAAUCCCCAGCCGUUCUGGAUUG